This is a messenger RNA of Labrus bergylta (ballan wrasse), 958 nucleotides long. NCBI's taxonomy places the organism in Eukaryota, Metazoa, Chordata, Actinopteri, Labriformes, Labridae. The record is from RefSeq and is a predicted model, not a curated record.
AUGUCUAAUGGCCUUCGUGCUUCUCGUGAUAGGUACCAGCAGAUGACCGAGACUUUGAAAAACUCCAUGAUCACGGCGGUGGAGUCUUUAAUCAACAAAUUUGAGGAGGGCCAGAUGAGGAAGGAGGAGAUGCACCGAGAGAAGCAGCACAGUCAGUCCAACAGCCAGUACACCGACAACUGCUCUGACAGCGACUCCUCCUUCAACCAGAGUUAUCCCUUCAUCAGACAAGAGCAGCUGCAAGUGUUGGCUGAGAAACUUGACUCCAGCAGACCCAGAGAGGUGCGUUGGGAGGCUCUUCAGGCCCUCUGCUGCGCUCCUCCCUCCGAUGUGCUGAGCUGCGAGAGCUGGAGCAGCCUGCGCAGGAACCUCUGUGACGCUCUGAGCGACCCCGACCUCAGCGAUCAUGUUCUGCAGUUCUUCGCUAAAAGCUUCUCCUCCUCUCCGCUGAACGUGACACGAGAGAUCUACACCAGCCUGGCUAAAAGUGUGGAAUCAAGUUUUCUCUCACACAAUCUGAGCUUCCCAUCCGGCUCAGCUGUCAUCGACAUCAACAGACCUGAGAUCAGUCGUCUGCUCAAACAGAUUCGAUUGAUGAAUGACUUUCAAAAGGAGGUGACCACCUUUUGGAUCCGCCACCCGGAGAAAUACAUGGAGGAGGUAAUAGAGAGCACCUUCUCCCUGCUGUCCUUCCCUCAUGAACAUGGCGCUGCCUCACCUGGAUCAGAGAAAACCCUGGAGCCCGUUCAUCUGCUGGCCUUACUGGAUGUUAAAGCCACCUGGUUUAAAAAGUGGAUGCAUGGACACUACAGCAGGACUGUAGUUCUCAGACUCCUGGAGAGAAAAUACAAGUCCCUGAUUGUUGCAGCCCUUCAGCAGUGCAUCCAUUACAACGAGUCCUGUGAGCGUUUCACAAAUGAGACGUCUGGUCCACAGUCAGCAGAGCAGCACAACACGA